Pisolithus orientalis is the source of this 1635-nucleotide messenger RNA. Its product is annotated as squalene epoxidase-domain-containing protein. Gene Ontology annotation, molecular function: squalene monooxygenase activity; flavin adenine dinucleotide binding. The record is from RefSeq and is a predicted model, not a curated record. Gene Ontology annotation, cellular component: membrane; endoplasmic reticulum. Gene Ontology annotation, biological process: ergosterol biosynthetic process. Bases 49 to 1485 code for a protein of 478 amino acids. The transcript is spliced from 5 exons. Lineage: Eukaryota; Fungi; Basidiomycota; Agaricomycetes; Boletales; Pisolithaceae.
GUCGUUCCUCUCCGAGCUCGUUCGCUUCGACCACAGACAGCAAAAAAAAUGAGCGGCCAAUACGACGUCCUCAUCGUCGGCGCGGGCAUUGCAGGCUCCGCACUCGCCCACGCUCUGUCCACGAUCACUUCGAAGCUGCGAGCCUCGCCCCUCCGCAUCGCAUUGCUCGAGCGUUCGCUUGCCGAGCCAGACCGCAUCGUGGGCGAACUCCUUCAGCCUGGGGGUGUAGCAGCGCUCCAGAAGCUCGGACUUGAAUCGUGUCUUGAAGGCAUAGAUGCCAUACCCGAGCAUGGUUACUGCGUCGUUCAGUCUGGUCAGAUUGUACACAUACCUUACCCAGACGGCAGGCGGGGUUGCAGUUUCCACCAUGGCCGGUUUGUCAUGGCGCUUCGACAGCGUGCCAAGCGGGCGCCGGGAGUGGACGUCGUCGAGGCAACUGUGAACGAGCUCAUCGAGUGCCAGCACACCAAGCGGGUCCUUGGCGUCCGUGCAACCCGGCCGAAUUCCGUUGAGAAGGAGUCCUAUUUCGCGGACCUUGUCAUUAUUGCAGACGGAUGCUUCUCUAAUUUCAGGAAUGCUGUCAUGGGAAAGGCUCUCAGGGAGUCUACGACAAGAAGUCAUUUUUGCGGAGUCAUUCUCAAGGAUACCCAGUUGCCAAUGCCCCAACACGGCACCGUUGCCCUCGCGAGAGGUCACGGACCGGUGCUAAUGUACCAGAUUUCGGAGCACGAUACCCGUAUGCUCGUAGCCGUCAAGCAUCCCGUUCCACACGAUCUCAAGGGACAUAUUCUCAAAGAUGUCGUCCCGCACCUCCCGGCGUCACUCCAUGUAGCCGUCCAUGAGGCGCUAGACAAGGAUCGCAUCAGACGCAUGCCCAAUUCUUUUCUUCCUGCCGUGGAACAAGGUGGUAAGUACACCAGAGAAGGUGCAAUCCUCAUCGGCGACUCGUGGAAUAUGCGUCACCCUCUCACUGGCGGCGGCAUGACUGUUGCAUUGCAUGAUGUCGUCAUCUUAUCGAAGCUACUCGCCAAGGCCGACUUUCGAAACUGGGACCAGAUGUCGAAUUUACUGAGUAGUUGGUACUGGUCACGCAAACCGCUUUCCUCCACGGUCAACAUACUCAGCUUCGCAUUGUACGACUUAUUCGGUGCCGAUGAUGAAAACCUUGCUGUCUUACAGAGGGGUUGCUUCAAGUAUUUUGAGCGCGGUGGUGAAUGUGUCCGUGGUCCCGUCUCCCUCCUUGCAGGAAUCGCCCCUUCGCCUACUCUCCUUGCCUACCACUUCUUCGCUGUUGCAUUCUAUUCCAUCUGGGUCAUGUUUGUCCACCCGCGACCGGCGGUUAAUGAGUCGAAUUCUGAUAAGCCGCUCAUGUUGUCCCCGCACAUAUGGGAGUACCCUGGCUUAGUAGUCAAGAGUGUAACAGUCUUGUGGACCGCGUGCGUUGUGUUUGGACCGCUCCUCUGGUCAGAGAUACGAUGGUGGUGAAACGAUUGGGUGGACCCACAUUGACUUUGCUCACGCGACGUUUGUAUAGCGAUGUAGCGUAUGUAUCGUAUGGGGAUCCAAUGCUAUUACUUAGACUUAGAACAUGCUGGGUAAUCGAUACUGCUGGUGUGAACUUGGUCCAGAUAUUCU